GGAAGGAGGGAGGGAGAUCAGAGAGAAGGGGGGCAAACUGAAUCGUAUAACCCACCUGACAAGGGUCUCAAAACUCAAGACAGAAAGCUGACAGCUCUCGGAUGUCCCCCUGAAUGGACGAAGAGGGAGAAAAAAUUAUAACAGCCUCACGACAAGAAGGUCUUUGGAUUACGGCGGUAAGAGCCGAUGCAGCUGACGGCUAUGAGUCGAGUGUUAUCGGAGCGCUCGCGCCCUCCCUGCACUUUUAAAUGAGGCGGACAUGGAGAAGAGCAGCAGCAGCUGGACGCGUUUACUUCACUUCUUCUUACUCGCGUUCCUUUCCUCUUACCCCCUCUGCUGCCAGGGAAGCUGGAUGUGGCUGGGCAUCACGUCCGUCGGCGUGUCCGAGAAGACGGGCUGCGGCAGUCUGCCCCUCUCCGUCAAGCAGAAGGACAUGUGCCGCCGGAAGCCUUACCUGCUAGCGAGCGUGGCAGAGGGCGCGCGCUUGGGCGUCUCGGAGUGCCGGACGCAGUUUAGGCACGAGCGCUGGAAUUGCAGCACGACGCGCGAGCCGCCGGGCUUCGGCUACGAGCUCACGAGCGGAACGAAAGAGACGGCAUUCAUCUACGCUAUAAUGGCUGCAGGACUGGUGCAUGCAGUCACUCGCUCGUGCAGCGCAGGGAACAUGACAGAGUGUUCGUGUGACACAACCCUAAGCGGCAGCGGCUCAGCCACAGAGGGCUGGCACUGGGGAGGCUGCUCGGAUAAUAUCGCGUAUGGGACGUGGUUCAGUCGCCGUUUCAUCGAUAAUGUGCCCAAGAACGGCUCAGCCACUGGGGAUGACGCCCUGCUCGCCAUGAACCAGCAUAACAGCGAGGCAGGGAGACAGGCCGUAGCCAAGACGAUGUCGACAGACUGUCGUUGCCAUGGCGUCUCAGGCUCAUGUGCGGUGAAGACAUGCUGGCGGACGAUGGCAUCGUUUGAGCGUGUGGGGAGCUACUUGAAGGAGCGCUACGAGAACAGUGUGCAGGUCCUGGAUCGCUCCAAGCGCAAGUUCCGCCGCAAGGAGAAGGAGCAGAGGCGUGUGCCAUUCGGCCGUGAGGAGCUCAUCUUCCUCAACAAGUCACCCAACUACUGCCUGGAGGACCGGCGGCUAGGCGUGGCGGGGACCCGCGGGCGCCGCUGCAACCGCACAUCUGCCGGCCCGGACGGCUGCAACCUUCUGUGCUGUGGCCGUGGCUACAACACGCAUGUGGUGCGUCAUGUGGAGCGCUGCGAAUGCAAGUUCAUCUGGUGCUGCUAUGUGCGCUGCCGGAGGUGCGAGACCAUGAACGACAUCCACACAUGUAAAUAGCCGGCCAGGACACAGCCUAACUGGUGGAGGGUUCUGCCGGCACCUUCAGGCCUUCUCUCAGAACAAGAAGCAUCAGGUGUUUGUUUCCUAUCAGGAAUCCUUUGUUUUGGACCUUGAAGAGACAAUAAAGUGGCCUCUCCUUUUCCUCUGGUGGCUGUAUCCUCAGGAAGAUGAUGACUGAUAAAAUUGUCUUUAAUAGGAGUGGAGGGUUUUGAUCCUCUUCUAGUGGACAGUCUUUUUCUCUGUCUUAGACUGGCUGCUUAAACAAACAGGAUUGUGAACAAUGUCUAAAAUUCAAGAGACCCUGCCAUAAGAGUGCAGUUCCAUUUCUAUGGAUUUAACAUUACUGGGUUGGACAAGUGGUCUCAAGUCAGAUGGUCAAACGGUACAUUAAACUCAUUAAAAACAGACCAGAUACUAUUACAGUCUUAAACUGAGUUUGGUUCAGCUGACUUGCUCUGCAGUCCUCAAUCAGGAACAUAAAGGGAAUAGAAAUGCUAGUUCUAGAGUAACUAGAUAGAAUUGGUGUAAAUAGAUGUUGACUAGGUUCUCAUUUUAAGGUCAGUAUUUGAAAAAAGGAAGAUUCCCUUUUUGGCAGUAGUAGCUGUCCGCAUCUGGAAUGUAUAGCUAGCAUUAUUUGGCUCCUUUGCCAUUUGCCAAAGGAUGUCCUUUGAAAAACACAGCAAUUAUCUGCUUUAUAAGUUGAGUAUUCAAGGUAAUAAUUUUAAACACUUAUAACAAUGACAAUAUAAACAGUCCCCAAAAUGAAGUAGCUUUUUCUAAAGGUAAAAUGUUACCUUUAAAUGUUAAAUAUAUAUAUGUUCUAAAUGUGAAUUGAAGUGUUUGUACAUACUAAAUUAUGUAUUUAGUGUCCAGCAUCAGGUGGACAGCGGUAUAAGUUAGUGAUGAUGACUGAUACCACCUUCACUUACUGUGUGUGCCCCCAUUUGCCUUUUCCACAUGUUCUCUUUCUCUACAAGUAGUGAUUCACUAGAAGUCACAGACUUGUGCCAAAUACCACAAGUGCUUUCUCUUAAAAAGAACCUUAAAAGCUAAUGCAGGUGACCUUUUAACAUAGCCCAGCUCCCUGAGUAAGCAAGAGGAUGGCAGUCAUUUAGAGCUGAAGCUAAACUGUCAAGGGCAGUGCACACAUACACACUUAUUUGGAUAUCUUUUCCAAAUGAACAGAAGGGUGGCAUCUGUUUGGCAAGUCUAACAUUUACAGUUGGAGAAUACCUUUUCACACUGGGCCUGCGCUUUAGCACUUCAUUAGGAAAUGCACUGCAUACGGUAUUUUUAAAACUUCUGUAAGGUUCAGACUGGGGCUGUCACUGGUGAUCAUAUUAGUAAUUGAGUAAUCUGCUGAUUAUUUUAUAGAAUUGCUUACAGUGGUGGUGAUAAGAACCAGAUGUCUGAAGUGUUUAAUGCCUCUAAAC
Messenger RNA from Pygocentrus nattereri (red-bellied piranha), 2769 nucleotides. It is a transcript of the gene wnt16, whose product is annotated as wingless-type MMTV integration site family, member 16. The record is from RefSeq and is a predicted model, not a curated record. NCBI's taxonomy places the organism in Eukaryota, Metazoa, Chordata, Actinopteri, Characiformes, Serrasalmidae. Bases 260 to 1333 code for a protein of 357 amino acids. The transcript is spliced from 4 exons. Gene Ontology annotation, biological process: multicellular organism development; cell fate commitment; canonical Wnt signaling pathway. Gene Ontology annotation, cellular component: extracellular region. Gene Ontology annotation, molecular function: cytokine activity; frizzled binding.